Messenger RNA from Dromaius novaehollandiae (emu), 1739 nucleotides. It is a transcript of the gene PSMF1, whose product is annotated as proteasome inhibitor subunit 1. Gene Ontology annotation, molecular function: proteasome binding; endopeptidase inhibitor activity. The record is from RefSeq and is a predicted model, not a curated record. Bases 119 to 934 code for a protein of 271 amino acids. NCBI's taxonomy places the organism in Eukaryota, Metazoa, Chordata, Aves, Casuariiformes, Dromaiidae. Gene Ontology annotation, biological process: proteasome-mediated ubiquitin-dependent protein catabolic process. The transcript has 7 exons.
CAUAGGCCCGGCCCCCAGCGCGGCGCUGCGGUGGCGGCGUCGGCCGCGGCCCUCGCGCUCCCCCCGGCGGGGCCCCGCGGCUGCUCCCGGCUCCCCGCUCCCCGCUCGCGGCGGCGUCAUGGCGGGGCUGGAGCCGCUCUACGCCUCGGCGCGGGCCGCCAUCUCCCGCCCGCAGGACGCGCUGCUCUGCGGCGUCCACUGGGAGCUGGUGCGGCACGGCUACCGCUGCCUGGGCGCCGGCGACCAGCCAGGUCCUGAUGAAAGGAAGUCAGAGCUGCUGCCGGACGGCUGGCAGGCCAACAAGGAGCUGUACACGCUGCGCUACAAGUCCACGGACGAUUCCCGCGAGCUGCUGCUGAAGGCGAUCAUGGUGGAAGACAGCAUGAUCCUCAACGUCAUGGAUCGCAGCUCUCAGAAGGUGGCAGAUGUGACCUUGACGGUGGCCGAUUACAUCAACCCAGAACAUCUGGACGAUUUCCACAAAGUGUACAAGAACACCGAGGAGCUGAAGACGAGGAUUGCUUCGGGCAUCAUUGCUCCCUUCGGGGCCCCCACGGAAAAGGCCAAAAAGGAGCCCCAGGCUGAGAAGAAGGAUCCUGCCUUCCCUCGGGACUACGACCCUCUCAGGGUCCCUCCCCGGCAGCCGGCAGGCGCGAGAGAGCCAUCCUGGCCUUCUCCCACGGGCCCCUUUGCUGUUGGUGUGGAAGACCUGGAUCCUUUUAGAGGUCGGGGUGGAGGAAUGAUUGCUGAUCCUCUCAGAUCCGGGAUCCCGUGGCCUGGCCUAGACCCAUCUGCAGGUCUCCCGAGCCGGCUUCCCCCAGGAGCAGUUCCACCAGGUGCCAGAUUCGACCCCUUUGGUCCGUUAGGGGCCAACACGGCUGGGCCAAAUCCAGACCACCUUCCCCCGCAAGGCUACGAGGACGUGUUCAUGUGAGGAGUCUGGCACAUGGUUUCUCAGCUGGCUUCAGUGAGAAGAAUUUCCUGAGAAGCAGAAGUACUUUCAUGCCGUUGCUCACCCGCUUGGUGGACUUCAAUCUUUCCAGCAGUGUUUUUCCUCUCCCCACGCGGGGUGACCCGUGUUUCUGACCAGCUAUAAAGGUUUCCGUAUGUGUUGAACAGCAGAGGAGGCAGUAGGUUUAUCUUGUUCCUUUUCGAAGGUCCGCAGCCAUUUGUGCUCAGCUGAAACGCGCCUGCUGCACGCGAGACGGCGGCGUGGGGCGCGGAGCGGCGCUCCGAGAGCUGCCGGGUCGUUGGGAGGUUUCCUCCUCUGCCUCUCCAGGGCGGCACCGCUUCUGCCACUGGGUUUACGCAAGCGGUUGUUGCUGAGGCUGGAGCUGGCCUCUUGCCACCCCCGCGCUGAGGAGCUGCAGCUGGACCCGUGGCCCUUGUGGCCCCUGGGCUUAGAGGGAACCGACAGCAAAGCCUUAAAUUUACAUGAGAGGAGACGUAAGAGAGAAAUGUAAUUCCUGGCCCCACCUCGCGCCCUCUCUGCCCUGUAGUCCUGGUGUCUUCCAUCUCCGGGGUGCCAGCUCAUCACCCGCGCGACCGCCGCAUCCCGCGUCAGCUCCCUGGGCUCAGCCAUGCCGAGUCGCUCGGCAGAGCUGAGCCCAGCGCAGACCGGGGCCGUUCUGGUGACGCGCGGAGAGGGGGGAUUCACUUCCCUGUGCUUUGUGGAAGGGGUUUACAGGAAUGUCAUGAAGGUUGUUCAUGAGUUUCAAAUAAAAACCUGAUGAAACGUU